CAGACGAGCGAUACGGUAAUCUGAUGAAGCCCAUCAGAUAAACACAACGGGCUACUCUCAUUCGAAAUGAUCGGCUGCAAAGGACGGACCGUUCUCGUUUUCCUGCUGCCCGUCCUCGCCGCUGCGUACAGGGUGAAGAUCGGCGUGCUGAAUGCUCCAGGCAGCGACAGGCGACAGAACAGCGAGAGAUUUUGGUCUUUCGAUCGAAACUUGCUGUCCUCCGUCGUCUUGGAGCCCGUGGUCUACGAGCUGCCCUACUGGAGUACUCUAGAAAUUGUCAGAACAGUGUGCGAUGCCGCCAAAGAAGGAGCACGUGCUCUGGUGGUGGUGCAGAGUCCUCCAAGAUUGGCUCCCCUCCUGAACACCUACUCCGAGCACCUGCACCUGCCUCUGGUUCUGGGCGCUGCUAUACCGUCGACCAAUCCCCUCCAGAUAAGUCUUUUGCCAGACACAGUGCCAGCUAUAGUUGCCGUGCUUCGACACUACCAAUGGAAUUCUUUUGCCUUCAUUUAUGACACGGACCACGGUGCGGAUAAACUACAGGCGAUCCUAAAGGAACUCGGAGACCCAGCUCCUGAGGUGGAGGCCUUCUGGCGCGCCUACAAUGCCGAAGAAGCGACGGCUUUUGCCCGACAGUUACCGCCGGACGUGGGUCGACUGCUGCUCGAUGUCUCGGAGGAGAUGGCAGACCAGCUCUUCAACAAGCUCUCCGGUUCCGGCCGCUCUUUUCAUGGAAUCCUGAUUCAACCGGUAGGCAUCGUGCAAAAAGGAUCGACCCAAGGUAUUUCAAAACUCACCAAGUUCUCUGUUGUGGACGACGGGUCUGAUCUUCUGAAGGAUUUGGAGAAUAGAUGGAAAACCUUAAACGACUGGGGUCGAAGACCUAACAGUAAAGAAUUACCAGAUUCUGCGUUGCUGAGCUAUGACGCCAGUCGUUUGUUGCACACUGUCUUCACUCAACUGUCGAGAGAGUUUCCAGAGACGCUGGUGGCAUCAGUUCCACCGCAAGCGGAUUGCUUCAACUACAGCUCGGGACUGCCGGAUACCGACAAACUGUUCCUGAGACAUGUUUUACUGGGCCGUGGAGUAACAGGAAAUCUCCAGUUCGAUGGGCAGGGUCGAAGAGAGGGCUACUCAUUAAAUAUCAUCGAGUCCACCCCUUUUAGCCUCAAUAAAAUUGGUACCUGGUCCGAUACGAAGGGUUUGAAACUCAACGAGAAGAUCCUUCCUCCCGUAACCGCAUUCCAGAAGAGAGACAUUCCUGUUCGUGUCACAAGUAUAACGGUGCCUCCGUUUCUGAUGGUGAAGCCUGAUGGCACGAUGGAAGGUUACGUAGUGGACUUCUUGGAGCAGCUGAGCCUCGUCACAGGCCGUCGGUACCAACUGCAGGUAGUGAAAGACGGAAAGUACGGGACAAAUUGGACCGGUCAAUGGACUGGCAUGAUUGGAGAACUUGUCAGAAAUGAGACAGACAUGGUGGUCGCAGAUCUCACCAAAACUCCAGAGCGAGGUCAAGUCGUUUACUUCUCCAAGACGUUCAUGACGUUCGGACUGAACCUUCUGGUGCACAAGCCGCAAGACAUGCUGCAAGAGCCCUCCACCUUCGGUCCUUUCUCCUUUCUGACCGUCUGGCCGGCAGAGCUGUGGCUGGUGGUCGUGCUCGCAGUGCUCGUCUUCGCUGCUGCAUGCUACGGGGCCUCUCGUUGGGUCGGCACCCCCGACAGAGUCAGGGCCCUCGAGUCGAAAGGCACCGACAGUCUGUCACCUUGUGGGAGUCUCUGGUUCACAGUGGGGGCCCUGCUGCAGAGGGACACUGGCAUCUAUCCCCGUUCCUUCACCCACCGCGUAUGGGCGCUGCUGUGGUGGUCGUUCUGCUUCUUUGUAUUGGUGUCUUACGUUUCUGCAUUGAGCGCAGCUCUUCUCAGAAACCGCUCUCACGUCAUCUCCACUUAUUCGCAGAAAACAACGCAGGAAAUUCUGGGAGAUCUUCUGCAGAAAGGUGCGCCGGCCAUUGGUGUCGUCAGAGGGGGUUCGUCGAUGGCUUUCUUUGUGAAUUCGAACGUCAGCUGGUAUCGGGACUUGGGCCGCUAUCUGCAAGAUCAUCCGGAUGUGAUGUCCAAGACCAUUCUGGAGGGGGUGGAGAAAGUGCGGAACUCUGGCGGUAGAUACGCUUUCGUGACAGAAUCAGUGACUAGCGAAUACAUGGCCAACCGCCCGCCUUGCGACAUACUUGCCACGCCCGGAUACUUCACCACACGAACGUUUGCUCCGGCUCUCGCCAAGAAUUCUCCAUAUAAAGAUAUUGUGGACCAUGGAGUGCUCACCUUAACGGAAAAUGGGACUCUGAGGGAACUGUACGAGAAGUGGUGGCACAACUAUACAGAUCAGUGCGAGGAUCCCAAUAUGAACAUUUUGCCGAAAGUUUACAGCCAGUCGAUGAAUUUGCACGAGGUAUCCGGCGUGUUCUUCAUCCUGAUGGCGCUCGCCGUGAUAUCCGUUGGCACAGCCUUCGUCGAAUACUACAUCGCCAGCAGCAGAUUGUCUAUCAAGUGACAGAGACAUCCAUAGAGACUGAAAUAUUAUACUGAUUGUUUUUCAUACUUGUACGAAACAUGUGUAGUAUAUUAGUAGUAUUUAUAUAAAAAUAAAUUCUUUUUAUUUCUUUCCA
Messenger RNA from Argiope bruennichi, 2668 nucleotides. RefSeq names its product glutamate receptor 2-like. Lineage: Eukaryota; Metazoa; Arthropoda; Arachnida; Araneae; Araneidae. The record is from RefSeq and is a predicted model, not a curated record. The transcript has 15 exons. Gene Ontology annotation, molecular function: glutamate-gated receptor activity. Gene Ontology annotation, cellular component: membrane. The coding region runs from base 67 to 2553 and encodes 828 amino acids.